Lontra canadensis (Northern American river otter) is the source of this 2275-nucleotide messenger RNA. It is a transcript of the gene MOXD1, whose product is annotated as monooxygenase DBH like 1. The record is from RefSeq and is a predicted model, not a curated record. Gene Ontology annotation, molecular function: copper ion binding; dopamine beta-monooxygenase activity. Gene Ontology annotation, cellular component: secretory granule membrane. The transcript is spliced from 12 exons. NCBI's taxonomy places the organism in Eukaryota, Metazoa, Chordata, Mammalia, Carnivora, Mustelidae. Bases 58 to 1935 code for a protein of 625 amino acids. Gene Ontology annotation, biological process: norepinephrine biosynthetic process; dopamine catabolic process; octopamine biosynthetic process.
CUCUUCGCUCCGCCAGUCGGCGCGACCCAGGUGCCAGCGGGCAGGAGGCGCCUGAGGAUGUGCGGCUGGCCGCUGCUCCUGCUUUGGGGGCUGCUCCCCGGCGCAGCGGCGGCGGGGGGCUUGGGCCGGGCCCUCCCGCACCGCACCCUCCUCGACUCCGAGGGCAAGUACUGGCUGAGCUGGGGCCCCCGGGGCGGCCGGCUCGCUUUCCGCCUCGAGGUGCGCACCGCCGGCUACGUGGGCUUCGGCUUCUCGCCCACCGGGGCCAUGGCCGGGGCGGACAUCGUCGUGGGCGGCGUGGCCCACGGGCGGCCCUACCUGCAGGAUUAUUUUACAAAUGCAAAUAGAGAGUUGAAAAAAGAUGCUCAACAAGAUUACCACCUGGAAUAUGCCAUGGAAAAUAGCACCCACACAGUAAUCGAAUUUACCAGAGAGCUGCAUACAUGUGACAUCAAUGACAAGAGUAUAACGGAGAGCACUGUGAGAGUGAUCUGGGCGUACCACCAUGAAGAUGUGGGAGAAGCCGGCCCCAAGUACCAUGACUCUAAUCGUGGCACCAAGAGUCUACGGCUGUUGAAUCCUGAGAAAACUAACGUGUUAUCUACAGCCAUACGAUACUUUGACCUGGUGAAUCAGGACGUCCCCAUCCCAAACAAAGGUACAACCUAUUGGUGCCAAAUGUUUAAGAUUCCUGUGUUCCAAGAAAAGCAUCAUGUAAUAAAGGUCGAGCCGCUGAUACAGAGAGGCCACGAGAGUCUGGUCCACCACAUCCUGCUCUAUCAGUGCAGCAGCAGCUUUAACGACAGUGUCCUGGACUAUGGCCACGAGUGCUACCACCCUAACAUGCCCGAUGCCUUCCUCACCUGCGAGACUGUUAUUUUUGCCUGGGCCAUUGGUGGAGAGGGUUUUUCCUAUCCACCUCAUGUUGGAUUAUCCCUUGGCACUCCGUUAGAUCCUCGUUAUGUGCUCCUGGAGGUCCAUUAUGACAAUCCGACUUAUAAGGAGGGCUUAAUAGAUAAUUCUGGACUGAGGUUAUUUCAUACAGCAGACAUAAGGAAGUACGAUGCUGGGGUGAUCGAGGCUGGCCUCUGGGUAAGCCUCUUCCACACCAUCCCUCCAGGGAUGCCUGAAUUCCGGUCUGAGGGUCACUGCACUCUGGAAUGCCUAGAAGAGGCUCUGGAAGCUGAGAAGCCAAGUGGAAUCCAUGUGUUUGCUGUUCUUCUCCACGCUCACCUGGCUGGCAGGGGCAUCAGGCUCCGUCAUUUUCGCAAAGGGGAGGAAAUGAGACUCCUGGCUUAUGAUGAUGAUUUUGACUUCAAUUUCCAGGAGUUUCAGUAUCUAAGGGAAGAACAAACAAUCUUACCAGGAGAUAACCUAAUUACCGAGUGUCGUUACAACACAAAAGAUAGAGCCCGGAUGACUUGGGGAGGAUUAAGCACCAGAAAUGAAAUGUGUCUCUCAUACCUUCUUUAUUACCCAAGAAUUAAUCUUACUCGGUGUGCCAGUAUUCCAGACAUUAUGGAACAACUUCAGUUCAUUGGUGUUAAGGAGAUCUAUAGGCCAGUCACGACCUGGCCUUUCAUUAUCAAAAGCCCCAAGCAGUAUAAAAACCUUUCUUUCAUGGAUGCAAUGAAUAAGUUUAAAUGGGCUAAAAAGGAAGGUCUUUCCUUCAACAAGCUUGUCCUUAGCUUGCCGGUGAACGUGAGAUGCUCCAAGACAGACAAUGCAGAGUGGUCGAUUCAAGGGAUGACAGCGUUACCUCCCCACGUGGAAAGACCGUAUAAAGCAGAGCCUUUGGUGUGUGGAGCCUCUUCCUCUUCCGUGCACAGAAAUCGCUCUUUUGAGCUUCUCGUGGGCUUCAUGGCACUCGGUAGCUUGCUGCGCAGCACACGCUUAUGGUCAUCAUUCUGUGCCUGGGGACGAUGUUUCCUGUGAUCCGAGCGUGUGGGUUAAAGACACUGUGGGCACGAAGAGAGAGCAUGAGGCGUGUGGAGAACUUCCAGUCACACACUCCCUUCCUCUCUGCGUCCAUCCUUCCCCGUCUACCUGAGAGAUGUUGACUGGGUUCUCUCCUUUUGCUCCGAUGUGUCCGAUCACAUGUAUCUGCUGCCAAUAAAGCAAAACUAGACUGACUUAACACGACCUUUUUAACAAUUUGGACAAAGUCAGGUGGAAGGGAAAGAGUUCUUUAUUUCCUUCCAUGUUUCAUUUUAUUUAAAGACUCAUUAUCAUUAUUUCACUUUUUCUUUGGUGAUUUGGCUUCCAGAUUCCUUUC